This is a messenger RNA of Ilyonectria robusta, 1083 nucleotides long. RefSeq names its product salicylate hydroxylase. Gene Ontology annotation, biological process: secondary metabolite biosynthetic process. Lineage: Eukaryota; Fungi; Ascomycota; Sordariomycetes; Hypocreales; Nectriaceae. The transcript has 3 exons. Gene Ontology annotation, molecular function: monooxygenase activity; FAD binding. The record is from RefSeq and is a predicted model, not a curated record. The coding region runs from base 1 to 1083 and encodes 360 amino acids.
AUGGACGCCAUCAGCUCCAAGCCGACGCGGAUCAACUACCGGUCUUGGAUCACCGGAGCGCCUGAGGGCUUCACCGAUUUGUCGAGACAUCGCGAAAAGUAUGGCGCUCCGUACUGGCAAGUCUACAGGCCCGACUAUCACACCGUCCUCCUCGAGGCGGCCACGGCAGCAGGUGCAAAAGUACGCAAGGGCCAGACUGUGGUUAAAUACAAUCCGGAGGAGCCUUCAGUCGUGUUGGAAUCCGGCGAGGUCGUCCGUGGUGAUCUUAUCAUCGCUGCUGAUGGCGUCAAGAGCAUCGCGAGACGGGCCGCGGGACUUGGGACCGAACCACAUGAGACUGGCGACACUUGUUUCCGAGUCGUGAUUCCAAGGGAAUGUCUGACAAACGAUCCCGAGCUGGCGCCAUUGAGCAAAGACCCAAAUUUUGAGCAGUUCUUGGGUCCUGAUCAUCACAUUAUUGGCUACAACAUGCAGAAGGAGAAGACCUUUAACCUGCUCAUGGUCAUUCCCGAUGACCGCAAGAUGAAGGGCUACAAGGCUCCCGCCAAUGCGUCCGAGGUGCGGAAUGCGUACAAGGGCUGGUCACCCAUGAUCCAGAAGCUGCUUUCAUUUUUGCCAGACGAAGUUGAGAAGUGGCGCCUAACAGAUCUCCCUGCAAUGACCAACUGGGUGCAUCCGAGCAACAAAAUGGUCCUCAUCGGCGACGCUGUUCACGCGACACUCCCCUACCUGGCUCAAGGCGCUGCCAUGGCAAUCGAAGACGCCGCCUUCCUGGAAGAAACCUUCUCCCACCUCAAGUCCAAAGACGACCUCCCUGAUUUGCUACAGUUCUUCUAUCGGGGAAGACUAGAUCGCGUCCACGCAAUCCAGCGGGGUAGUUUUACCAACCGGUUCUUCAUCCAUAUGAAGGAGGAGGAGAUCCUGGCUAUGCGGCGCGGCGUCUUCAAGGCUGGAGAUUACGCCAGCAGCCCGAACCUGAUGGGCAACACGAUUUUCCAAGAUUGGCUGUACGGGUAUAAUGCAACAUCUGAUGCUGCACUGAGGUGGGAGAAGGAAAAUGGCGGAAUCAGUGCACGGUUGUAG